Plasmodium gallinaceum is the source of this 1185-nucleotide messenger RNA. RefSeq names its product conserved Plasmodium protein, unknown function. The record is from RefSeq and is a predicted model, not a curated record. The transcript has a single exon. NCBI's taxonomy places the organism in Eukaryota, Apicomplexa, Aconoidasida, Haemosporida, Plasmodiidae. Bases 1 to 1185 code for a protein of 394 amino acids.
AUGGAGAAUAUAUAUAAUGAUAUGGAAGAAUAUGGAAAAAUAUGCCAAUUAUAUGAAGAAAAACAACAAAAGAAAGAAAAAAAAAAAAAAAAUAUAGGAAAUUCUAAAUUAGAUGAUAUAUUAGAUGAAGAUAUAUUGUGGAUGUAUGAAACAAAUGAAGAAAAGGAAGUAAAAGAACAAGAGGAAUUUUUACUUGGUAAAAAAAUUAACAUGCAAAAAUUAUUAGAAGAUGAAGAAGAAGAAAAAAAAAAAAAUGAAAAUGUGAAUAAUAAAAAUAACAUUGAUCAUUUAAACAAACUUAGAGAAGAUCCGUUAACUAUUAUAAAAAAAAUUGAGAUAAAGAAAAAAAAGAUGAUUGAUGAACAAAAGAGACUAUUAGAAUUACAAAAGAACAAAGAAUUUAAUCAAAUAAAUAAUUUACUUAAAAGAAAUGAAACAUCACAUAAAAGUUUUAAGAAAGACGAAGAAAUGUUAAAAAGAAAAGAUAGGAAUGAUAAAGAGAAUCAUAAAAAACAUAAAAGAAUAGAAAAAAAAGAAAGAGAAGAAAAAAAGGAAAGAAAAAAAGAAAAUGAAAAAGAGAGAGAAAGAAAAAGAGAAAAUGAAAAAGAGAGAAAAAGAAAAAGAGAAAGUGAAAAAGAGAGAGAAAGAAAAAGAGAAGAAAAAAAAAAAGAAAGGAAAAGUGAAAGCAAUAGCGAAAUAGAAAAAGAAAGAACAAGAAAAAGAGAAAGACAAAGAGAAAAAGAAAGAGAAAGAGAAAAAGAAAAAAAAAGAGAAAAAGAAAAAGAAAGAGAAAGAGAAAAAGAAAAAAAAAGAGAAAAAGAAAAAGAAAGAGAAAGAGAAAGACAAAAAGAAAAAGAAAGAGAAAGACAAAAAGAAAAAGAAAGAGAAAGACAAAGAGAAAAAGAAAGAGAAAAAGAAAAAGAAAAAAAAAGAAAAAGAGAAAGAGAAAGAGAAAAAAUAAGAGAAAAAGUAAAAGAGAGGGAAAAAGAAAGAUACAAAAAAAGAGAAAAAGAAAAAAAAAGAGACAGAGAAAUAGAAAGUGAAAGAGAUAAAGGAGAAGAAAGAGAAGAAAAAGGAAAAAGAGAAAUGGAAAAAGAAAAAGAAAAAAGAAAAAAAAAAAAAAGAGAAAAUUAUAGAGAUAAAGAAAUAGAGAGAGAAAGAAAAAGACGAAAAGAAAAAGAAUAA